This is a messenger RNA of Electrophorus electricus (electric eel), 2607 nucleotides long. It is a transcript of the gene mtcl3, whose product is annotated as MTCL family member 3. The record is from RefSeq and is a predicted model, not a curated record. Gene Ontology annotation, biological process: regulation of autophagy. Lineage: Eukaryota; Metazoa; Chordata; Actinopteri; Gymnotiformes; Gymnotidae.
UUUUCGAUGGUGGUCUUGCAGCGCCGGAUACCUAUAUGCAUCUUCCCCAUCGUACAUCAGUGCUGGACAAAUGAGGAUGCUGAAACGGGAACGGACGAUGGGCGACAAUUGAUUGCUUGCAGAUGACACCAUGAAUCCCGCCACAGGCGGCGCUGCCGACCCGCGACAGGCAGACAAUAGUAACAUGAAACAGCAACGAGCAUCCUCCCCAGCCAGAUUUAAAGACGUUACACCAAAAACGAAAAGCCCUGCAGGGAAGCCCGGUUCAGGAAAGCAGGGCGGUAAAAACAGUCGAAGUAAUUCUCCCGUCACACAGAAUUCUGGCAAAGAUAAACAGCCUACCAAAUCUACAGCAGCUGUCCAUGCUUGUGGUGCUGAAAGUCCCACUUCGAGACGGGCAGAGAAAGGCAAAAGAGUAGAAGAGCGUAACAGCUCCACCGAAGACUCGUAUGGCACGGACGACUCUCCUUUAAAGAGCGAUACCAAUCGUGUAGUCUCUGAUCAGCCAAGUUCUUCGAAAUCCCCUCAGGGGAAAAGAAAGUAUCAGAAAGGAGAGGGAGUGUCGGGCGGAAAACAAGCCGCAAAACAUUCCAUGGGAUGUGGCCCUGGCUUCUGGAGAGAAGGAUGCUUGCAGUCUGAGUUAAUACAAUUUCACAUGAACAAGAGCUUAAAGAAAGAAGGGAACAUUCAUACGAAGGCAGCCGGCUCUGCAUCCACGGAGAUGGAAGUCCCGCGCGAGGCAUCGAAUAGGCCUGCUGAAUGCAUGACUCAAAUCAACCAAGAUUUGCGGGACGAAAUUGAUAGCUUAAAGGAUGAAAACGAUUAUCUUAAGCAUGAAAUAGAUGAAAUGAGAGCGGAGAUGGAUGAGCUGAGAGAUACGUUCUAUGAAGAAGAUGCCUGCCAAUUGCAAGACAUGCGGCGCGAGCUGGUUAGAGCCAAUAAGAACUGUCGAAUUCUCCAGUACCGCGUGCGGAAAGCAGAGCGGAAGCGGUUGCGAUAUGCAGAAACAGGUGAAAUCGAUGGGGAGUUAUUGAGGAGUCUGGAACAAGAUUUGAAGGUGGCAAAGGAUGUGUCUGUGAGACUGCACAACGAGCUGGAAAAUGUGGAGGAGAAAAGGACAAAAACAGAGGAGGAAAAUGAGAGACUGAGACAACUACUGAUUGAGGUGGAAGUGACAAAACAGGCUCUACAAAAUGAGCUAGAUAAAGCUAAAGAGGCAUCUCUGAAAAGAAGAGGAGGCAAAGACGGACAGAAAUCAGAAAAAAAAGUUCCAAAGACCCCAACAGAGGAGGAAAAUGAGGAUCUGAAAUGCCAGUUGUCCCUUAUUAAAGAAGAAGCCAUACUGAUGAGGAAGAAGAUGGCUAAGAUAGACAAAGAGAAGGACCGUCUGGAACAGGAGCUGCAGAAGUACCGCUCCUUCUAUGGUGAUGUGGACAGUCCUCUUCCCAAAGGUGAGGCUGGUGGUCCCCCCACCACACGGGAGUCUGAGCUGAAGCUACGUCUGCGUCUGGUGGAGGAGGAGGCUAACAUCUUGGGCCGUAAGAUUGUGGAGCUGGAGGUGGAGAACCGUGGUCUGAAGGCAGAGCUAGAUGACCUGCGAGGAGAGGAGCUCGUGGGAGGCACGGUGGAGCCACUGUCGCGGGAGCAGAGUGAAGUACUAUCGGAGCUGCGGCAGCAGCUGCAGCUAGUUGAGGACGAGGCCGAGCUGCUCCGACGCAACCUGGCUGACAUGGAGGAGCAGAACAAGCGGGUGACAGGCGAGCUCAACAAGCUAAAGUACAAGGCAGGCUGGCACGAGGGCUCCCGCUUCGGUGGUGGAGCGGCUGACGGUGCUAAGGCCGAGGCCCUUCAGGAGGAGCUGAAGGGCGCGCGGUUACAGAUCAAUGAGCUGAGCGGGAAGGUGAUGCAGCUGCAGUACGAGAACCGUGUGCUGCUGUCCAACAUGCAGCGCUAUGACCUGGCUUCACACCUGGGCAUCCGUCCCAGCCCUCGAGACAGCGACGCAGAGAGUGAUGGAGGCCGCCGUGAGAGCGAUGAUGAUUCCACACGCCUCCCUCCACAUCGCAAACGUGAGGGCCCCAUCGGUGGAGAGAGUGACUCAGAGGAAGUCCGCAAUGUCCGCUGCCUCACUCCAACCCGCUCUCUGUACUCUCCCGAGGGACGUUUUUUAGCCCGAAGUCUCAAGGACCGGCAGCAGAUGAUGGAUAUUCGCAUGGAGGCAGAGCGCUUGAGCAGGACCAUUGACAGGCUGAUUGCUGACACAAGCACCAUCAUUGCUGAGGCACGGGUCUAUGUGACAAAUGGUGAACUCUUCAGUCGCAUGGACGAAGAUGAUGAGAGCAACCGAAUACGUGAGCAUGAGCUUCUGUACCGCAUUAAUGCCCAGAUGAAAGCUUUUAGGAAGGAGCUCCAGAGUUUUAUUGACCGCUUGGAUGUUCCCAAACCAGAAGAUCGGGAAAAUGAAGAGCCUCUCUCUAUGUUUCAGCCCAUCAUUUUGCUUAUCCUCAUUCUUGUUUUAUUCUCUUCCCUAUCAUAUGCGACUAUAUUCAAACUGGUAUUUCUUUUCACCCUUUUCUUUGUUCUGUAAGCCCCCCUUUUAAGUGACAU